AUGCACAGCCAAGGCAAAGGAAUCUCGGGUUCUACUACUCCCUAUGUAAGAGAUACCCCUAAGUGGUUAGAUGCCAAUGCAGAAGAAAUAGAAAAGAAAGUUAUUACUUAUGCUAAGAAAGGUCUUUCUAUCUCUGAGAUAGGAACAAUUCUUAGAGAUGAGUACCAGAUUGGACAGAUGAAGUUCUUCUCAGGAAUGAAGUUACUUUUCAUUCUUAUGAAGAACAACUUAGCCCCUGUUAUUCCUGAAGACUUAUCUUUCUUAGUUAAGAAGGCUAUUAACAUAAGAAAGCACUUAGAAAGCAACAAGCAGGAUAAAGACUCUAAAUAUCGUUUGAUUUUAGUGGAGUCAAGAAUUAGUCGUUUAGCUCGGUACUAUAAGGAGAAGAUGAUGAUUCCGGCUAACUGGAACCCACCUUACCGGGCGGCCGUUAAAAGGAACAGUCGGCUUUAA
Molecule: messenger RNA, 453 nt
Organism: Nematocida homosporus
Lineage: Eukaryota; Fungi; Microsporidia
Product: small subunit ribosomal protein S13e
Exons: 1
Coding region: 1-453 (150 amino acids)
Biological process (GO): translation
Cellular component (GO): cytosolic small ribosomal subunit; ribosome; nucleolus
Molecular function (GO): small ribosomal subunit rRNA binding; structural constituent of ribosome
Source: RefSeq, a predicted model, not a curated record